AUGGAGACAAGUGGUGGAAAGCUACUCUCUUGCUUUAAUGACACCGCGCGAGAUGUUUACGUUCAUGUGCGCUACCUACAGACCGGGCAGAUAGAGCGAAAAAGCCUAUUGCGGCACGUCCGACCCAUUGGGGGCAUUUCUGUCGGUGCUUCGAUAUCUAUUCGGUACGAUUUGGACGCAGGAAAGCAUGCCUGGGGCUCUGAUAGUACCAUCACAGAGUUUCAUGCCCGUUACGGUGGAGAAUAUAACAUUACGGCAGGCAGUGGCAGAAAUGCCAGCCUUUUUUCGACACAUCCUAUCGCAGGCUCUUUCGACGAUGUACUACGCGAUCAAGUACACGCCAAAGAUUCGACACUACCACGCCAUGGAUAUGCAAUUCUAGGACCUUCAAAGACGUUCUCUGUAGCGCCGAACGUUGGUGAGCGAAUUCAGAUCGAGCAUGAAGGCCUUUGGUAUGACUCGAGGGUUACAGACGUUGACGGUGACGAGAUCGAGUUUGUCGAUUGGGACAAGACAUCCUCACACACCACAUCGCCUGCCACGAGCGACGAGCGGAAUGCUGGAAGCGACAGCAGCGAUUUCGUUGCACUCUUUUCCGACGCGCAGCUUGAGCGACUCGGAAGAGGCACGCGACGUCAUUGGUGCCCUUGGAAGCGCGGCAUCACCAGAUACGACGUCCGCCCAUACCGCUGCCUGCACGCCGGCGACUCCGUCGAAGCGCCCGUCAUGUACCCCGACUUUCGGCUGCACCACCACAAGAUGGAGGAGUCGCAGCUGUGCCUCCCGGCGCGCAUCGCCGAGGUUCACGGCGAUAAGUACGUCGUCGAGUUCAGCCCCGCGCUGUCGGCGCACGCGUGGUGGCCGGGACGGCUGGCCAAGGGCACGCCCGUGGAGCUGGUGCCCGCGUCGGGUGUCACGGUGGAGAACCCGUACGAUGCGAACCGCGUGGCGCUUCACAUGGACCUGGUGCGCCCACUGUCGUCGUCGGGCCCGCGGCCGGUGCUGGGCGUCCAGUCGACGCAGCCGGCGGGAUGGGGCGCGUUCCAGGGCGUGCAGCUGCGGAACCUGGAGGACCUGCUGGAGCAGAGCCUCUGGAGUGAUGACAAGGGCAGGACGUCCGAGGCUUCUCAGCCGUAG
Molecule: messenger RNA, 1137 nt
Organism: Akanthomyces muscarius
Lineage: Eukaryota; Fungi; Ascomycota; Sordariomycetes; Hypocreales; Cordycipitaceae
Exons: 2
Coding region: 1-1137 (378 amino acids)
Source: RefSeq, a predicted model, not a curated record